AUCUGUUGUUUUUGUAGGCUCUUAACUCCGCCUCCCAAAAUUCAUUAGAAGCAUCAAUACUUAGCAAGUCCAGCGAGUCAGAAUUAGAAUAAAUGAUUCACUGCUCUCGGCACAAAAAGUUUGCUUAUUUAUUAAACAGCAGUAUCAUUUAAAGGAAGUCUUUAUUUUAUACAUUUAGUAAGUGCAUAGGUCUAUCAGAUGUGUGUGUAGAACUCGGACAUCACGCUUCAAAUCAAUGGAUUUUUUUCCAGAAAAAUAAUAAAAAAAUAAGUACUGGAGAGAGACAAAUUUCUCAUACUUCCGGAGGUGUAACACUACGACACUAGUCAGGUUAAGCAACAACUUGCUAGAGUCUAAGAAAAACAAAAUGGAGAAGAUUGGUAAUGAAAUACAAGAUGGAAAUAAGGCCCAAAGACUGUGAGCUGAGAUCACAAAAUAACAUGGAAAUCAAGAUUUCAAGAGCUGUGAUUAGGAAUUAUCACAGGAUACAAUCAUACAUGAGGAAUACAAGCUGACCUGACAGCAGACUCUACAAUGCCUGGGAAAUUUAUUCAGCUACUUCUGGCCAAUGCACUGACUUGCGGUCUAGAAAUCUGCAUGGCUACAGGCACCACUUACAUCCCACCUCUGCUGCUGGAGGCGGGUCUUGAGGAACAGUUCAUGACCAUGGUGCUAGGUGUUGGACCAAUGUUGGGGCUAGUAUUUGUACCUAUGAUUAGCUCCGCAAGUGAUAGAUGGAGUGGGCGUUUUGGCCGAAGGCGGCCGUUCAUCUGGGCCCUGUGCGUGGGUGUGCUGCUAGGUCUGCUAUUGAUCCCACAUUCCCAGCGUUUAGCCAGCCUGCUGCCAUGGCAUCCUCGCUGGUUGGAAUUGCUACUGUUGGUGGCCAGUAUUUGCCUACUGGAAUUUUGUGGCCAAGCAUGUUUCACACCGCUGGAGGCGCUGGUAUCGGAUCUCUUCCCCGGGGCAGAGGAGAGCCAGAAAGCCUUCUCUAUCUACUCACUCAUGCUCAGCCUGGGUGGAUGUGUGGGCUACCUGCUACCAGUGGUAGACUGGCAUGCUGGGGGCUUAGCAGUCUACCUGGGCAGCCAGGAAGCCUUAAUUUAUGCCCUGCUCACAAUUAUCUUACUGCUCUGCAUGCUGAGUACCACAUUCAUCUCUGAAGAGCUUGGGGCAACUGUGACACACUCUGACACUGGACACAUGUACAAGACCAAGAAGUGUCCUCCAUGCCUUUUCCAACUUCACCCCUUGCAUUUGUACAGAUCUCUGAGAAACUGCCUUUCACUGCUGCCCCAGCUGUACAAACUGUUCCUGCAGGUGCCACUGGUCAUCCGCCGGUUGUUUGUGGCUGAGCUGUGCAGCUGGAUGGCCCUCAUGACCUUGAUUCUGUUCUAUACAGACUUCAUUGGAGAGGGUCUGUAUCAUGGAGUGCCCACUGCCCUGCCAGGCACACAGGAGAGACUGCGAUAUGAUGAGGGUGUGCGAAUGGGCAGCCUAGGACUUUUCUUACAGGGUUCCACAGCAGUGGUUUCCUCCUUGAUGAUGAACAAGCUGGUAGCCCGGUUGGGCAUGAGGACUGUGUACCUAAGCAGUGUGGUUGUCCUGACAGGAGCCACUUCAGUGAUGAGUUUCUCCAGAAACAUUUACCUAGUUACUCUCAUGACCAUGGUAACUGGAUUUACCUUUUGCACACUUGAAGUACUUCCCUACAGUCUGAUCUGCCUGUAUCAUUCCAAUAAGCUGGUUUUUUUCGCCAGUUCCCAGUCAAAAAUGCAACCGGUUCAGGUAGAAGAUAUGGAGCAGAACAUGAGCUUGCUGCCUAAUAGCAAAAAGCAGAUAUAUAGUGAAGGACACCCUGUGGAAAUGUCAUCACCAGGACACAGACCUUUCAGAGUCACUGAUCCUCACCCCAGCAAUGUGUUUAUACCAAUGAGCAAAGAUCCUUUACCUGACUCUCUAUCUACCCUUUCAGCACAAUCCAGAGGUCUAUGCUUAGACAUGGCCAUCUUGGACAGUGCCUAUUUACUCUCCCAUGUAGUACCAUCUCUGUUCUUGGGUUACAUUGUGCAGCUCACCCACAGUGUGACUGCUUACAUGAUCUGUGCCACUGGCUUCAGUUUCCUGGCCAUAUACUUUUCCAGACGGGUAAUCAUUGACAGGACUGACCUGGAGUGACUGUGUAUACUCUGUUGUUCCAUCAACAUACAUUCAUGAUUGAACCAAUUCAGACUUCUAUACAAUUCCAAAAUGUCCCCAUAGUGUCCCCAUAAUGUGAUAAAUACCCGGUUCCCUGGUCCCCAUAAGGGAAAACUCUAUUUUAUAAAAAUCAGUGACUGCUAUAAAAAAACUAAAAAUGCAAAAACUCUUGCAUUUUACUUGGUUACUUAUGGUUAUGGUUAUAGUUAUGGUUAGGGCAGGGUGGGGGUUAAGGUUGUCAUAGUUAACGUUAGCAUUUUUCCCAUAGAAGUGAAUGAGCGGGCCCCAUAAAGAUAGAUAUACCCUUCGUGUCUGUGUGUGUGUGUGUGUGUGUGAGUGUGUGUGUAUCUCUGAACACUAAGAACAGUUCCUAAUCAAAUUGAACUUUUUACACCUUUUUAAAUUCCUCCCUUGGGUUUCACCUCACCCUGUGUCAUUGGAUGUGGCUUGUUGCUGUACUCAUUGCCAGUCGCAGCACCUUUCACACUGACAGGUCCAGAUAUUUAACCUGUUAGUUAUCUGUCGGGCAUCUGCGAUGCACUGGCAACUCCAUCGGGUGACGUGAACAGUUAACAUAUAGCGAUCGAGCACUGAUUUGCCAGCACCUACUGCACACUGAUUUGCCUCUGAUCUGGGGCUUUUCUUAACAAUUUCCAAAAACUGUUAGUGAGUGUAAAAACUGGGCUAAAAUCAUGUAGUAUUAACUUAGCAUUAUUUAUGCUAGAAGCAGACAUGCACCAACUGGGUAUAAAUCAUCCAAUGAGAAAGAUGCAUAGAGACUGUAAGAACUGGUACAUGCAAUUGCAGAUUUAUCCGUAUAUAAAUGAUUGGUUAAUAAGAAUAACAACCAAUGCUUUGAGAUGGCUACUGUGAUGUCUUUACUCAUAACAAACAGGGAUUUUGCCGUAAUUUUCGUUGUCAAACAUUCUUCCAUUUAUUUUUAUUUUGUCAUGAAAUAAAAGGUCGUCAGCAAAUUUUUAUCGUAAAAAUUUUCGUUGACAAAAUUAACACUGCUGGUUUGUCAAACUUUAAGUACAAGACAAUAUUAGAAAUACAUAAAACAAAUGUGACUGGGUUUCAGUAGUUUAUAGCUUUUAGUAACACAUUAUUUAGCCACAACAGCUGAAAGUAUUGGUUUUAAAGAAGACAUAUCAGGUCUGUCUUCAGUGCAUUGACAUAAACUUUGUGUAAUGUCAGAACUCGAUUUGCUCUUGGCCACUCUUGAUUCUGUGUUAAUGAAGUAAACCAUAACCACUUUACUCUCUUGUGCCAGAUCAGUUUGUGAGAGGUUUAAUGCACUGUCUGCACCUCAUUUCAAUCUGUUGUACUGUAUCACAACUGAUAAGUCAGAAUUUUUGAUAAAUAUUUGUUAUUUUUAUGCUUGUAAUGGCUAGAAAGGGGGGGGUGGCAUGGUGGUGCAGUGGUUAGCACUGUUGCCUCGCACCUCUGGGACCCGGGUUCGAGUCUCUGCCUGGGUCACAUGUGUGUGGAGUUUGCAUGUUCUCCCCAUGUCGUCGUGGGGUUUCCUCCGGGUACUCCGGUUUCCCCCCACAGUCCAAAAACAUGCUGAGGCUAAUUGGUGUUACUAAAUUGCCCGUAGGUGUGAAUGGUGUGUGUGUGUGUGUGUGAGUGUGCCCUGUGAUGGGCUGGCCCCCAUCUUGGGUUGUUCCCUGCCUUGUGCCUAUUGCUUCCAGGACAGACUCCGGACCCCCGCGACCCAGUAGGAUGGCUAGAAAGGCACAGCUAAGAAAUCAAAAUUUUGAGUGAAGGGUUCUGUCAUUGCCACAAUUGACCAACUCUUUACAGAGAAAAAGGUUCACAGGAAGCAACAGUGACCUGAAACUGUCUGGGGCAAGGAAAGUGACAUCAAAGGUUAAAAAUCAACACUUAGUUCUGAUGUGCAAAAGAAACUAGAAAAUGACUGUAAUGGUCUGUGAACUGCGAUUAAUGUGAACAGAGGGAAACCGGUACCUCUUAAAACAGUCAAGCAAAGACUGAGCAAAGAGAGCAGCUGGACUGCAUGGUGGAGUUGCUGCUAGAAAACAUUUACUUUGUGUUAACAAGUAAAAGAACCUCUAUAAGUUAAACAACACAAGCACUGGAGUAUACAUAACUGGGAGCAGGUCUUGUGGAUGGAUGGUUCAUCCAUGGGACAAGUUGGGCCAACAAGUUUAAAAUGAGCGUUUAGCAAAUGAGACAGAACUGUCUGCAUGCUUGAAAAGUUGCUAAGAGGGUUUGGACGCAAGUUUCCAAAAAUUGCUGGAAUGGAUGCUGUGAAUCUGCUGCUGUGAUAAGGCAGGGGGAAAACUCAUGAAAUUCAUUAAAUUGCACUUACAAUGCACCGUAAAUUGUUUCAUUAUACUUCAAAACCAGUGAGUUACAUUUAAGUGUGUCAAAUAUUUUCUUUUAAUAAAAGUUUGAAAAAGCA
Messenger RNA from Brienomyrus brachyistius, 4624 nucleotides. RefSeq names its product solute carrier family 45 member 3. Gene Ontology annotation, cellular component: membrane. The transcript is spliced from 6 exons. The coding region runs from base 535 to 2175 and encodes 546 amino acids. Gene Ontology annotation, molecular function: sucrose:proton symporter activity. NCBI's taxonomy places the organism in Eukaryota, Metazoa, Chordata, Actinopteri, Osteoglossiformes, Mormyridae. Gene Ontology annotation, biological process: transmembrane transport. The record is from RefSeq and is a predicted model, not a curated record.